Molecule: messenger RNA, 588 nt
Organism: Lachancea thermotolerans CBS 6340
Lineage: Eukaryota; Fungi; Ascomycota; Saccharomycetes; Saccharomycetales; Saccharomycetaceae
Gene: PRE1
Product: proteasome core particle subunit beta 4
Exons: 1
Coding region: 1-588 (195 amino acids)
Biological process (GO): proteasomal protein catabolic process
Cellular component (GO): proteasome core complex, beta-subunit complex; nucleus; proteasome core complex
Molecular function (GO): peptidase activity
Source: RefSeq, a predicted model, not a curated record
AUGGAUAUUAUUUUGGGUAUAAGGGUGCAGAACACUGUCAUAUUAGCGACUUCUAAAGCUGUGACUAGAGGUAUUUCAGUGCUGAAAGCGGAUGAUGACAAGACUAGACAACUGUCCGAGCAUGUUUUGAUGGCUUACAGUGGAGAGGCAGGUGAUGCCGUGCAAUUCUCGGAGUAUAUUCAGGCAAACAUCCAACUGUAUUCCAUCAGAGAAAACUACGAACUUUCGCCAAAGGCGGUAUCCAGUUUUGUGAGACAAGAACUGGCGAAGUCGAUACGUUCAAGAAGACCCUACCAGGUCAAUGUACUUAUCGGUGGCUACGAUGCACACCAGAAAAAGCCUGAACUUUACCAGAUUGACUACUUAGGCACAAAGGUGGAACUGCCAUACGCUGCGCAUGGGUACUCAGGUUUUUACACAUUCUCGCUACUUGACCAUCACUAUAGACCUGACAUGACCGUGGAAGAAGGCCUCAAGCUGUUAAAGCUUUGCAUUGAAGAGCUGCAGCGCAGGAUGCCAGUUGACUUCAAGGGCGUUUUAGUUAAGGUUGUUGAUGAAAAUGGAGUUCGCGAAGUCGAGGACUUCUAA